Molecule: messenger RNA, 516 nt
Organism: Trifolium pratense (red clover)
Lineage: Eukaryota; Viridiplantae; Streptophyta; Magnoliopsida; Fabales; Fabaceae
Exons: 2
Coding region: 1-516 (171 amino acids)
Source: RefSeq, a predicted model, not a curated record
AUGGAAGAACAAAGGGCUAUUGAAGCUGGAAAUGGUAAAUGGCAUGGUUCAGUUAGUGGCAUAAUUUGUGCACCUAUUGACAAAGUUUGGACCAUAGUCUCACAAACUAAGAGACUUUCUCAAUGGAUGCCAAUGGUAGAAAGAUGCACUACCUUAACUGGAAUUGAAGAUGAACCAGGCUAUGUUAGAUUAGUUUCUGGUUUCAUGUUUCCUCAACAAGAUGGAGAAAGAUCAUGGAUCAAAGAGAGGUUGGUUUCAAAGGACUCAUCAUCACAUAGCUUUGUUUAUAAAAUGGAAGCAAGUAAUGUUGGUUUAGAUGGAUCUAUAAAUUCACUAAAACUACUUGAUUAUGGUGAUGAAUCAACUCUUAUUCAAUGGUCUUUUGAGAUAAAUCCUCUAGAAGAUGUUUCUGAAAAUAGCUUAGUGGAUUAUCUAGGAUUUCUUUAUAAAUCUUGUAUUAAUAAGAUUGAGGGUGCUGUAGAAGCUGCAUCAAGAAAUAAUUCACCACCACAGUGA